Molecule: messenger RNA, 1107 nt
Organism: Helobdella robusta
Lineage: Eukaryota; Metazoa; Annelida; Clitellata; Rhynchobdellida; Glossiphoniidae
Exons: 6
Coding region: 1-1107 (368 amino acids)
Source: RefSeq, a predicted model, not a curated record
AUGAAGAAUUUUGUUCCAUCCGUGAUAAUUUUUUUAUGGUGGUGUGUUAAUGCCAGUAAAAAUGAAUUGGAAAGUAAAAAUUAUGCUAUUAUACAGCCUCGUUUUGGUAACAUAGUUGUGAAUCAAUCGCAGAAAUUCAACUGCACCUUGACAAAAUGGUACAAAGGUAAUUUUAGCAUUCAGAACAUGAGCUUCAUAGUGGGUUUAAGUGACAGACGACAAAGCUAUACAUUCUCCCAUCCGGAUGUAACUGUCCUGUCUAACGAAACAGCUGAAGUGGUCAUUCCUGGAAGAAUAUUUAGUUUCCAAACGGAAAAUGCAUACAUCUAUUGCAAUAUGCCAGAUACAUCUCAUCGUCAACUGCUCGGAAGGCUAGCGCAGUUCUGGGUGCAUGAUGUCCCUGGCAAACCUCCAUCUCCUGUCUGCAGACUUAACAAGUUGCAAUACGUCUGCUGCUACUGGCCUCGCUUCCUUGAUGCUAAUAUGUAUCUCGAAAGUAGAACACGCGACUAUUUUAAACGUUUCCACUUGGAUUUUUUGCUCAACAGAACAAGAGACGCGCUGGUAGAGAAGAUGUGUUCGAAUGUUUAUCGUUCGUGCGCCUUUAGAAUCGUUAAUGGCAGCGUGGCCGACAACUACACAAGACUGAAUUUGAACAAGUAUGAUGAGAACUGCCAGGAGGAGUUCCAUGAAAGGACGUUUGUCGAGAGAUAUCAUGAAAUGAACGGAAAGAAUAAGAAAUACGACUAUGUCGAUUAUGCCAGAGAAAUUAAAAAUAUAAAUUUUGAUUUACGCUAUGCUCAUGCCGAGGAACCGCUUGUGCAAUUUCAAGAUGAAGAAUUUUGCAGCUCAAUUAAUGUAUCAGCAAACGUGUCUAUAUUCCAUUCUGAUCAUCAUAAGAAAUCUGACGAUGUCUGCUUCAUGUUGUCUGACCUAAUUGUCUGCGAGGAGAUAGAGUGGAUAAAAGCGGAACCAACCUCCAACUUUCCAAUGCCAUCUCCAACGGCGUUUCACUGGUCGAGACCCUACUCGGCCAGCCAUUCGAAUGUGCCCUUCGCUUAUUUCAUCACUCUGCGCAAUAACUUUGACGAGGUAGGUGGUGGCUGA